GAGUGGGCGGGGCCGGAGACCGUGACUCAGCACUUUCCCUGGCCCCGCCCCUUCCUCUGAGCUUAAGGCCUUCUGGGCGCGCCUCCAGCUUUGCAAAGCGGAUCAUCAUGGCUGGGAAGAAAGCACUGAUCGUCUUGGCCCACGCUGAGAAGACUUCCUUCAACUUUGCCAUGAAGGAGACGGCCGUGGAGGCCCUGCGGAAGUGUGGCUGGAGCGUGACCGUCUCCGAUCUCUACGCCAUGAAGUUCAACCCGAUCAUUUCAAGGGGGGACAUCACAGAUGCCUCAAAGAACUUGGAAGAGUCGUUCAACUACGGCAUGGAGACUGGCAAAGCCUGGAAGGAAGGCCGCCUGAGCCAGGACAUCCAGGCGGAGCAGGAGAAGCUGGGGGCCGCUGACCUGGUCAUCUUCCAGUUUCCUAUGCAGUGGUUUGGGGUGCCGGCCAUCUUGAAAGGCUGGUUUGACCGCGUCCUGACCUCGGGCUUUUCCUAUUCCUACCAUGCCUUGUACGACCAGGGACCCUUCAAGAACAAGAAGGCCGUCUUGUCCCUCACCACCGGUGGAAUGGCCUCCAUGUACACCCCUGAAGGCAUCAAUGGAGACAUGAACGUCCUCCUUUGGCCCAUACAGAGAGGUGCCCUCCAGUUCUGUGGCUUCCAAAUCCUGGAGCCCCAGAUCGCCUACAGCAUCGGCCACACUCCGGCGGAGGCUCGCACUCAGAUCCUGGAGGGAUGGAAGAAACGGCUGGGCUCCAUCUGGGACGAGAAGCCCCUCUCUUUCGUCCCGACGGCUGACUUCGAGCCCAUGUCCCAGGGCUUUCAGCUGCGGAAGGAGGUCCUGGAGCAGCAGAAGGGCAAGAAGUACGGCCUGAGCGUGGGGCAGCACCUGGGCAAGGCUUUCCCGCCCAACAGCCAGGUCAAGGCCGAAUAGCCAUCGCAGGAAUCACUUGGACCACUGGCACUUUCCUGGUCAUUAGGCCACUUCUUUUAUUCUCGAAAUACUGUAUUUCAUUGUAUAAUAGUUGCACAUUCCCUCCCUUUUUUAUUACAACGGGGUGCGACUAUUAUAUGGGGAAUUUUAUAUAUAUAUAAAUCCCAAAAAGGGAAAGAGGAGGGAUGAUCCAACCUCAAACAAAUCACAGAGCCAUUAAACUGCAGAGCCAUUUUGGGCUGAUUCUCCCUUCCUUCCUUCCUUUCUCUGAAGGCUUUAAGGCAGACAGCCUCAAACAGGGGUGCGACUAUUAUAUGAGGAACGCAAAAAUCACUCUUUUUGGCAUCCAAGAAAUGGAGAAUGUGACUAUUAUGCGAUGAGAUACAGUAGUUUGAAACAGAGUUGCCUGUUUGCGAGUCAGGCACCAAAGGGCUUUGCACACUCAAGAAGGCCCUGGGCAUUUCAACGGUUUGGCACUAGCACCAUGACAUUGGCGAGAUUUCGGGGCAGGGGUUCAGACAGCACUUUUCUUUACUUAUUCCCUUACCUGCUCUUUUCUUUGGAUGCUUCUGAAAGAAGUGAUGUGUACUCUCUUCUUUGGGGACAGACGUUCUGUCAAAGGCAAAACUGAAUUCCAGCAGAGAUGGGAAUCGUAUUACACUCCAGAGGGGAAUAAAUACCUCUCAAGGUUUUUUCCAAGGCAUCUUCUUUGUCUCCCAAAAAUAAAAGCUUAGUGUCGCCUCCUUUUUUAUAUAUUUUCCACUGGUGGAAUGUAAUCACUGAAGCCUUAACGUAUACUGAAUUAAAAAGAAAAGACCUUUGAA
This is a messenger RNA of Anolis carolinensis (green anole), 1753 nucleotides long. It is a transcript of the gene nqo1, whose product is annotated as NAD(P)H quinone dehydrogenase 1. Gene Ontology annotation, molecular function: NAD(P)H dehydrogenase (quinone) activity. The record is from RefSeq and is a predicted model, not a curated record. Bases 108 to 929 code for a protein of 273 amino acids. Lineage: Eukaryota; Metazoa; Chordata; Lepidosauria; Squamata; Anolidae. The transcript is spliced from 6 exons. Gene Ontology annotation, cellular component: cytosol.